GCAGAGCUCAGACAGAAUGCAUCUUGUUCCAUCUGUGCAGAUCAUAAGGUUACUAUGACAUGAGCCCUUUGUGUAUAGGAAUGAUGGAUGGUGGUAAAGUUAGUAGUUUUCCUGCUGAAGUAGAUAUGGAUUGCUUUUCCAUAUCAAAUGCCAGACUGAUGUUUUGCUUUGCAUGGAGCUCCUUUCUUUCUCAUCUCCCACAUCAGCUGUUUUUCUUUCCUCACGACUCUGUCCACCCUCCCCUUCCUUCCCAUCCCUCUCUCUGUAAAACCUCAGCUUCUUUCCUAGCUUUCACCCUCCUGUCUUCCUUCUCCUUUCCUUUCUUCCUCCCACCUCCCCUCCCACUCUCUACUCCUAAGAGUGGCGACACGGCGACUGCCUGCGUCAGCCGGCCGUUGCCAGCCAGUGAAGGCUGCUACUGGAGGUUUCCGUAUCCUGCAGAGAGCCAAAUGUUUGUGUGUAAGCCUGUGAGUGUACGCAGAUGGGCGAGCAAGUGAGUCAGGGAAGGCUGCCUCUCAUCUCGCCGCUGUCAUCACCCUCCUUCGCUCUCCCUCCUCUCCUCUCCGUCUCUGCUGCCAUGGAGCUCCAGCAGGCUGAAUCACAACGGCAUCUGCAAAAAGGGCUGAGAUAGAUCCAUGUGUGUCUGUCGUGCUUGGGCCAGUAUGGAGAGUGUGUGGCUAAGGACGUGGACAUCGGGCUCUGCUGUCGUGUUCUUUAACACGUUGGCGUUGUCCUGGACAGGUGCAAUCGAGCCCGCCCUUAAAAUUGAUGGAUGGCACCAGGCGGCUGUGACCCUGCAGGAGAACAUGACACACAGGUUCAACUGCCAGGCAGAUGGCUGGGAUCCUCACACCCCUCCUUUACUGACCUGGUACCUGAACGGGGAGCAGCAGAGAGAGCCGUCACCAAAUCGUGGCCGUCUGGUGAUGACAUCACAAAAAGAUGACAUCAUGAGACCAGGGACCAAUCACAAUAGCACCUUCUCUCUGCGGGCUAGAAAGUGGGACAGGGAGCUGGUGUGUGUCGCAUCAAACCCCAGGACAGGAGAGAGCUACAACGCCACGGUUACACUCAAUGUCCAGUUCCAGCCAGAGAUCCUCAGGGUAAAAGCCUACUACAGUGAAACCUCAGACCCAGGUCUUUCACUGGUCCUCUUCGCCUUGGUACGGUCCAACCCGCCUGCUACCAUCACCUUUGUCGACCAGUCAGGCCAGCUUGUGGCCAACACUACUGAUUUCCUCAUCCUGGAUUCACGCAGCUACCCCUGGCUGACCAAUCACACGCUGAGGGUCACACUGAGUAGCCUAUCAGGGAACAUCUCACUAAAUGCCAGUAACAGUGUGGGAACGGUGCAAAACAACCUCACACUGGCAGAGUUCCUGCAGUCUCGUGUGGAGGUGCCCAUGCUGGGAAUAGUGACUGGGGGAUCCAUGGCCUUCAUGGCCCUCCUCAUCCUCAGUCUGAUAGUUCUUUGCCUCAUGCAAAAAAACAAGGGCAAGUCCAUCGACGAGCCGGUGGAGAUUCUGAUGACUAAGAAAAGUGAGUCAGCAAAUCUGAAGCCAGAGAAAGCAGACAAGUCCCACAUCCCCAGAGAAAAUAUGUCUCUGCCUUCCAACAUGCAGCUCAACGACCUCAGCACUUUGAGAAAAGCCCGAGAGGCUGCCCAGCAAAACAGCGUGGGAAAAGAAAACAAAGAAGAAGAGGAGGAAGAUCUGUCUUUAGCCUACGCAGCAAGAGGUUUUGCCAGAUAUCCGAUGGUGGGCUACAUCUACAAGGUGAACAGCACAAGCAGCGAGGAGAUCUGGCUCUGACUGACCUCAGAAUAACACACACACACAAUACUGAACGUGCAUGCGUAACUACGUCUAACAAUGCAGCUGUCUAAGAGGAAACCCAGAACAACUGCCACUCAUCCAUUCAGCCAACCAUCAGUCACCUUCCAGCUGGAACCAGGGUCCACAAACCCACCUUUAUUUUGGAGAUCUUAUCCUGUUUCUGGACACAUGAAACAAAACAGUCGAUGUUAAUGUCAUGAAGUGAAUUAAGUGCUCAGGUGUUUGCACUGCUGACUUGUUCUCUCAACAAUGCAAAGUAUAACAUGUUAUUUCCUGUAACCACAUGCUUUAAAUGAUGUCCCCCUUGUUGCAUUAACAGAAUGCAUUUAUUGUUCUAUGCUAACACCAGAAUGUUACAUUUUGACCAGUAAUAUCUGCAUAAGAUGGUGCAUAAUUAUAGGAUAUAUAAUUGUUUAUGGACAUGUAACAUGUCAUGUACUGUAUAUUUGUAUGCAUAUGUAUAUGUGUAUAAAAGAGGCGUGUAAUAAAGAAAAUAUUGAGGAUGCUGUGCUUUUAUCAACACUCACCAGGGGGCGCAUCGCUCUCAUGUGAGGCAAGAAAUCUGGUUUUUAACGUCAUGCUGAGAAAGAGUGAAUGUUGUGUGGUGCUGCUGAGGAAGAGGAAUUGUUUAUUUUUCUUUUCCAGAAGCAGGUGCAGGAGAGAAGCAGUGUGUAUUUGGCUUCUGGUGUGUGUUUGUGACAGGUGCUGGCUCUGGGUCACAGGUUGUUGUGGCUUUUCUUCUAACAGGAAGCAGAAUUGUGGUGUGGGAGCAUCUCUUUGCUCUCUGUGUUUCUCUCAGCUACUGCUUCUGGGUUGAACAGGGAAUGGGAGUCUGUUGUAGGGG
Messenger RNA from Melanotaenia boesemani (Boeseman's rainbowfish), 2679 nucleotides. Its product is annotated as transmembrane protein 25. Gene Ontology annotation, biological process: negative regulation of excitatory postsynaptic potential. The transcript has 9 exons. Bases 636 to 1811 code for a protein of 391 amino acids. The record is from RefSeq and is a predicted model, not a curated record. Lineage: Eukaryota; Metazoa; Chordata; Actinopteri; Atheriniformes; Melanotaeniidae.